AUGAAACUCUACGGUGACCUCUGGUGGCCUUCAGGCGACACAUCACAGCUGGAGGUUACACUGCAGCUUCUGAUGGAUGUAAAUCGUAUCUCCGGUCUCAUCUACGAGGAGACCCGCGGUGUGCUCAAGGUCUUCCUGGAGAACGUCAUCCGUGACGCCGUCACCUACACCGAGCACGCCAAGAGGAAGACGGUGACCGCCAUGGAUGUGGUGUACGCUCUCAAGAGGCAGGGCCGCACCCUGUACGGCUUCGGAGGUUAAACUGUCACUGACCCGCUGAUACUCAACAACACAAAGGCUCUUUUAAGAGCCACACACUCUCACCUGAAGAGACACGUCCUCCUGUGCUUAAUAAUCACUGUGUUGGUUUAAAGUCUCAAUGAUCAUGAACAAUGUGAAGUGAUAACUGACUCUGGGUGGUAAAACAAAAUGUCGGUGUCUUGUAACGUCUCAAUUUCGGGACCACAGAGAACAACGUGCGAUAAUGUGUCCCUUUCCGCCGAAUACAAGAGUAGCUUACGUCUCACUGACUCAGGUGACGUCUUGAGUCAAACUCGUCAGGUUUGUGUUUCCGUGUAAAAGUUAAUUAAGUGAUUUCUAAGUGGAGUUUGGUGACAGAGCAGCUCUUCUGUUUCUUACGUUAACGCAGUGACUGGUUGACAAAGCCCAACAUAACCUUUACAACCGUCCCUUAAAGUACACAGUUGUUUGUAUUUAUACUCGGUGUGUGUCUUUGUCACUACAGUUACACCUCCAAACACAGGUUGGGCUUUCUGUCAAAUGCUGUAAAGUUUAGUUGAUUCAAAACACAUUAAACACAUUAACGUGGCUCAACAGAGACAAUUUCAAACAGAAAUAAGGGAGCAGGAAGUUGUAACUCAUUCUGAUUGUGACCUCAGAAAUCUUAUUCUCUGGGCCCAAAAUUUAAACCUUAUUGGUGACAGAUUGCAACUGAGAUUCAUCAGAAUAUUGAAAUGGAGAAAGUCCACUGACUACAUUAUACUGAAACUGCCACACAGACAGAAAUGUUUAUUAAAGAUACUACUGGCAGGAAAAAGCCAAAACUCGCAAAUGUUUGCAUGUUGAUCCUCCAACAUCAGACCAGCAGCUGCAGAUUAUAAACCAAAUCCAGCUCGAGCUGGAAAAUGUACAAAAUAUAAUGUGAGAAAUGGAUCAUGUAUAAACAGCAGUGAGAGAAGAGUGACAGUGUGUGCUGAGCUGCACGGUCAAAUGAUAUGAACAUGAAGAAAGAAAAGAAAAACUGAUGGACAUGUUUUAUACAGACGUGUUUAUGUGUGUGAGAGGGUUGAAAUAUGUACAAGGGCCCAUUUGCACAUGUGCAGAAAUUAGUGAAAGGAGAAAAGUUGUAAGAAAACAAGUUAAAAACAAGAAAAUGACCUGAACAAGGAACAAUAAAACUAAACUAUAAUAAUAAUAAUAACACAAAAAUAAUUUCCCCCUAUUUUUAAAAUUAUUUUUCCAAAGCUAUUAUUCAUUUUUUUUAAAAUAAAGAAAUACUGAUGGACAUGUUUUAUAAAGACGUGCAUUUUUGUUAGAGGUUCAAAAUAUGUAAAAAGAGAAAAUUAAAAACAAGAAAAAGAGAUUAAAAAUUAUAAUGACAAUAUAAUAAUGUAAGACGAUUCUAAAAUGUAAUAAUGAUAAUAACAAUAAUAAUUACAAAAAUAGCUUUUUACCCAAUUCUUAAAAUAAUUUUCCGAAGCUUUUGUUUAUUUAAAUAGGCCAUUAUUUAUUUUUAUUAUUUAAGUUAAAGUUAGAAAAAGUAAAGCUAAUAUUUGUUUCAAAAAAAAGAGAAGAAAAACUGAUCAGCAUGUACAUUUGUGUUACAGAUUUUAAAUAUGCAAAAAGUGCACAUGUGCAGAAAUUAGUGA
Messenger RNA from Epinephelus moara (kelp grouper), 1889 nucleotides. RefSeq names its product histone H4-like. The coding region runs from base 1 to 261 and encodes 86 amino acids. The record is from RefSeq and is a predicted model, not a curated record. NCBI's taxonomy places the organism in Eukaryota, Metazoa, Chordata, Actinopteri, Perciformes, Serranidae. Gene Ontology annotation, molecular function: structural constituent of chromatin; DNA binding; protein heterodimerization activity. The transcript has 2 exons. Gene Ontology annotation, biological process: nucleosome assembly.